Molecule: messenger RNA, 915 nt
Organism: Beta vulgaris subsp. vulgaris (sugar beet)
Lineage: Eukaryota; Viridiplantae; Streptophyta; Magnoliopsida; Caryophyllales; Amaranthaceae
Exons: 4
Coding region: 93-668 (191 amino acids)
Biological process (GO): protein transport
Source: RefSeq, a predicted model, not a curated record
ACUAGGAUGUUUUUCCUUGACUCGUUAUAACUUAUAUAUAUACCCAUUAUUAUAAAACCCAACUUAAGAAAGGCAAACAUAACAACAUAAGUAUGGGGAAAACAUUGAAUAUUUUACUUGGAAGAAAAUCAUCAAAGUUAAACUCUUUCUUAGAGCAUUCUUUUACUAGAAAUUCACAUCUCAAGAAUCGGCAACAAGCUCUUUUCUCCAUUUUUCAAUCUGAUGUUAUUGAACUUCUCAACCUUGGUCACCAAGAACAAGCUCUUCUUCGAGUUGAGCAUGUGAUAAAGAGCAAGAACAUGUUGGAUGCAUUUGAUUUGAUAGACUAUUAUUGUAACCUUCUUCUGGAAAACGUGUCUUUGAUUGAAAAAAGCAAGGAUUGCCCAGAUGAAUUAAAGGAGGCCAUAGGAAGUUUAAUAUAUGCAUCUUCAAGGUUUGGAGAUUUCCCAGAAUUACAACAUAUUAGAGAUUAUUACACUUCAAAGUUCGGCCAUCAGUUUGUUUCUCAAGCUGUUGAAUCUCCUAGAAGUUUUGGUGUCAAUGAAAAGAUUAUGCAAAAGCUAUCAAGAAGCAAACCAAGCAUGGAAACUCGAAUUAAUUUUCUCAGGGAAAUUGCAUCCAACAAUGGCAUCACUUUGCAUUUACAGGCGAAUGCUCAACUACAGUGAAUAAUCCCAUUUAUAUGAUCAUAUUGUAUAUACUUUUUUUUAUGAUUAUGUAAGAAAAUAUAAGUAACGCAAAACUAAACUUAGAAGAGGUGAUUAGCUGAAGUAGGUGAAAGAUUAUCCAUAACAGUUAACUAAUCCAUGAACAUAUAUAUGUUACCCAUGGACUAAAGGAUUGUUUUUGUAUAUAACAUUUUUGUACGAUAUUUUGUUUAUUUGUUUCUUCCUCAAUCUUAAUUGACUUAUUCAA